AUGUAUAUAUUUUUCCCCCUUUUUUCUUUCUUCUUCUCCAUCGCGAUCGAGGUGAGGGAACUCGGUAACCUCGUGGCAGGUUUGACACCCUCGGACUUUGCCCGCAUCCCACCCAACUCCAUGGCCGGACUCACUGUGUCUGCGGUCACCCUCUUGCCGUCCGAGUCUGUCAAGGCCAUGCGAGUGGAGCAAAUCAAGUUCUUGGAGGCCACGGCGGCCAAGGCGUUCACGAGCCCUCAAGUCGGGAUCAUGACUUCUUCGCAGCGCGAUGCUUGGACCAUUGCCUCCAACUCGUUUACGCAAAAGCCGUCGGCGGCGGCGUCCCUCUUCGUCCGCCAUCACGGCGGCGUCCUUCUUCUUCUCCUUCUCUUGCUACCUCUUAACUGAUCGCACCCGGUCAGAACUCCUCACCCCUGUGCCCCCCAUCCCCUCACGCCUGGCACCCAACACUCUCUCUCCUCUGCUAUAGAUGCUCAUCAGUGUGUCGCCCCGCGCCACGUUGAGCGCUCCGAUUUCUUGACUAGCUUCGUCGAAUUCCUCCGAGUCACGUCGGGUGUAUCUGAUAUCAGGCCGAUCGAAGACGUUUAUGUGCCAGUAUUGAAACUGAAGCUGGGUGGCAUUGAAUUGGAUCUCGUGUUCACAAAACUACCAAUCGCGGCCCAAGUUCGGGACAAUCUGACCAUUCUUUUCACGUCGCACCACGUCCGACCCGAAAUGCUUGCGAAGCUGAUGGAACGGGUGUCGUUACGUGUUACCGACGAAAUCCUCAGAGUCGAUCCUUACCAGGACCGUUUUCGGGUCACGCUUAUAGAUGAGCUGUACGACUAUAUGGGCAAAACGUGGGGGCAAAGCGCCGGAGCGGGAUCGGCGCAAGCUGAGAAAUUUGUUUUCAACAUCCCCGCUAUGCCGAAGCGGACACUGAUUUUGCCAUUUUGGUUAGAUUGACCGCACUGACGAUGGUUUUAAGCAAUUCUUAAUUUCUUUUUGCGUAUGGCUCUCAAUGGAGGUGCUGCAUGAUGCGAAGUCGAUCCUUGACUGUGCGAAGAUCUCGCUCCGCUAUAGUUCCAAUCUCGUGUUAUUCACAUCCUCUUAAAGGUCGAGCGGUGACGAGUUUAACGCGUCUCUAUAUCCUUCGGCGGAUUGUUGGAAAUGUUGAAAUCGAGACGAUGCCGAAGUGCUUUUCUUUUUUUAUAUAUAUGAGUGUUGGAUUCGUUUGUAAGGUGCAUUCCAAUGAGUCCUCGCAUACUUUCGUGGCUUAGACGCAUGCGUGAAAAAAAUUGAAAGCAUAAAAAAAAUUCAAGAAAACAGAUAAAAAAAUCUAAAAACUUGGAAAGUGUAAUAAAAAGAAAAAAAAGUGAGGGA
Molecule: messenger RNA, 1362 nt
Organism: Notodromas monacha
Lineage: Eukaryota; Metazoa; Arthropoda; Ostracoda; Podocopida; Cyprididae
Source: the annotation of a GenBank genome assembly